ACGGUUCAAGAUGGCUGCGCCCACGUUGAUAUACAGAAGAGGGGGUGCCCCGAUUAUUCCUUUCUUUAUUUCGGCUCGUAUGUAUUUCGUCAGUGAACUCACUAUAGAUUUAGUAAAAGCCUAGCCAAAUCUUGUUAAAUAUCAAAAUCAUGUCAGUAUCUCACUUCACCACAAUGUACUGCGAGUCUAUGACACUUAGACAAUAGAGCUAGUGUCUCAGUGCAGUGUGGUGCGCUGCGGGAUCGGGGAGUAGAUGCAUGCAGCCAUUGGCUGCUCGGGCUGCUCGCCUGGCCAACGUUUGAUCUGUCUUUCCCUUUCUGAGUAAUAUUUCUAGUCAAGUGACCUGCUGACUUUACUUUUAAAAAGACUCCAUUGGGAAAAUGCUUUGAGACUGAAUCAACAAUUCAUUCCCUUCAAGGCUGUGUUCUUCCUCCUUUGGGCAGGAUUGGUGAGCCUUCUACCCUUUCUUCCUGUCUACAUGUCAUAUCUUGGUUUGAAUGCUGUCCAAGUUGGUGCCGUAAGAGGCAUCGAACCAUUCAUUGGGAUGUUUUCAUCUCUGCUGUGUGGAAGCUUGGCAGAUAAAUUCAGCAUGCACCGGUUCAUCAUGGUUAGCAGUAUCAUAGCGACAGGGUUUGUGUAUGGGAGUGGUGUUUUUGUGUCAUUUAUUGAUACAAAUCAUGUAAUGAAUUGGACAAAUAUUUCUCAUGUGCCACUGGAAGGAUAUAUUGGAGAGCUUGAAAAGAUAAAAGAAGAGCAACUGGAGAUGGAUACCUCCUUGAUUCAGAUAUGGAAGAGUUAUAACUGUGGCUGUUGUCAUCACUGCAUGUCAAGUAAUUGUAAAACAGAAGAAUUUCGGAAGAGUGAUAUUGAUUUAACUUCAGACAAUGAGUUUAGUUGUUCAUUUGCAUGUUGCCUUUGUAGUUGUAGAUUAGAAAAUGAAACAUUCCAGGAAUUGAUAAAUGAAUGUGUCAGAGACUACAAUAGACCUAAAGAUGAAUGUCAUGAGAUAUGCAGUAAUGCCAGUACGUUAUCAAAAAUGACAAAUCGUACAUCAAUUUCAAAUUUAUCCCAGUAUCAAAGAAGAGAAAGAACUGAUACUCAAAGUCCAAAAUUUGGGGCUCCAAAAGAGAAGGACCUAACACUUGCAUUCAUUCUGAUGCUGAUGAUUGUUAUCACUGGACAAUUUGUGAGCAACCCGUUUACACCGUUUUUAGAUGCAGCUGCCAUGGCACUUGUGAAAGAAUGUAACGAUAAAGGACAAAAUGUAGAAUAUGGCCAUCAAAGACUAUGGGGUGGAAUAGCCUGGGGUGUCAUGGCUCCCCUGUCAGGGCUUGCUGUUGAUAGAUACUCCGCUGCCUAUCCAGAGUCUUUCAACAAGUACCUUCCAGCUUUCAUUUUCUUUUUUGUAUUUGUACUAAUGUCAGUAGUUCCUGCAUUAUUCAUCAGCUUUCUUCGACACAGCCCACCUGAGUCACUUGCAAGUAAUCUUGGCACCCUCAUCCGAAGACCCAAGGUUCUUGUUUUCCUCUAUGCUAUAUUCAUCACAGGAGUGUCUGUUGGUGUUAUCAAGACCUUUCUCUUCUUGUUCCUUGCUGAACUCUCUGGAAGCCACACCAUUAUGGGACUAACUCUGACCCUGACAAGUAUGGCAGAAGUUCCUUUCAUGUUCUUUGCUACUAAGCUUAUUGAAAGACUUGGACACCGUGGAGUCUUUGUUCUGACCCUCUUCUGUUUUACUUUGAGGUUUGUAGGCUACUCUUUCUUGCAGAAUCCAUGGCUUGUUUUGCCCAUAGAACUCCUCCAUGGUGUCACCUAUGGUGCUCUUUGGCCAGCUUGUACCUCCUAUGUAAACCUCAUCACUCCUGACAACAUGCUCACGACAAUGCAAUCCAUCACAUAUUCAAUCAGACUAGGUCUAGGCAAUGGUAUUGGAGCAUUACUGGGUGGAGUUAUCUACCACCAAUACGGAGCAAGGAACCUAUUCAGAGGAUCUGCCGUCUUAUGCAUGUUAUAGUCCGGUCUGUUAGCGUCAAAAACACCCUACUUGUGGACACGGUGGACAAAAGCAUGAUUUUUUCUCCAGACCUUUGUUUAUGUAUGAGAAUUAAAAAUGGGGUAUGCUCCAAAAAAUCUGGCUGCAGGAACAGUGAAAAAAUUGAUGAAAAUGUCAGAAUUUAUGAGUUUAGAUUUGUCUGAUAUAUAGACUAGCGCUAGUGCAAAACUCAAUAGCAGUGCAUUAUUUUGCAUUGGUUUAGUUCUUGAAUUCAGACCCUUUUCGAACAGAUAUUCUGCUUGUCCUCACAUCUCAAUAUCUGAAUGCAGAUGCUAAACAAGCCGAAGGGUGACGGUGGAGGGGGUUGAAUGUUGGUGUGUAUGUACAUAUUUUGGUAUUGGGGUAAAGAUGUGCAAGACACAUUUUUUGCAUGUGUUGGAAAUUGUGUUGCCAUGGUAACAGUGUAUUAUGGCAAAAAUAAGGUACAAAUCUUGCAGUUAGAACUACUUCCUCUGUUUUCAUCCGAUUCUCAUGAAAUUUGGCACACACAUUGGUCUUGAGGUGAAGAUGUCUGUCUAAGACACAUUUGUGUGUGUCUUUCGGAAAUUUUGUUGCCAUGGUAACAACAUAUCAUUUGGUGAAAAUUGGGGAAAAAACCUUACAAUUCAAACUGCUUCAUCAGUUUUCAAUCAAUUCACAUGAAAUUCGGCACACACAUUGGUAUUAAAAUAAAGAUGUACAAGGCACUUUUUGUGUGUGUUUCAGAAAUUGUGUUGCCAUGGAAACAACAUAUUAUAUGGCAAAAUUUAGGUAAAAACCUUGCAAUUUGAGCUACUUCAUCAGUUACAAACCAAUUCUCAUGAAAUAUGGCUCACACAUUGGCCUUGAGAUAAAGAUGUGCAAGAACCAUUUUUUUUCAUUUGUCAGAGAGUGCAUUGCCUUGGUAACCACAAAGUCAUAUAGUCAGAAAUACGGGGAAAACUUAUUAAUUGUGGAUCAAUCUACUUCUCAGUUUUCAGCCUGUGCUCAGAAAAGUUUACACAAAUAUUAAUUUUGGGUUAAGAUUCAUAUUCAGUGUUAAAGGGGAAUCCAGUCUUGGUCAUAAAAUGUUGUGUGGAAAAGGAGAAAAAUAAGAUUGGUGAAAGUUUCAAAGCAAUCGACAAGCAAAAUAAAGUUAUGGCUGCUUUAAGAUUAAGAUCCCUAAGGCUACUAGUAUGUCGAUUUCAAAUUGGCAAUUGGUAAGUAAAUUAUGACAAGGGGCGAGGCCGCAAGUACAAUUUUCCCAUUGGCCUUGUACUUUGAUUUUUGUUGUUCUCCUUAACUCCAUUGGGGCCGUAAUAUAAACCUGUUAGUAUAAUGUUUUAUGUCCUCAUGAAAGAAAGACACAAUUUGAAGUAAAAACUUUUGAAAAAGACAUUUUAGUAAAUUAAUUAUUCCUAUAAAUGGAAGAGUGGUCCUUUCCUUACAUCAUUAUGACAUCACAUAUACAGCCAAUUUAAAGGCUUCAAUGGUAUAGUGAUUACCAAUGUUUACAACUUUUAUAUAUUCACAACUUUUUAUGGUUUGUCCGAUAUUCAAAUUUUGACCUAUUGUCUGAUUUUUCCUUUUUCUCUAAAAACAAGUGUUUAUUUGGGUUGGAUUCCCCUUUAACAUCAUAUAAUAGUGCAUGGUAUUCAUGGUAUUAAUCACCUUCAAUAAUAUUCAUAGGUUCUUUUUAGGGGGCGGAGGAGGUCCUUAAAAACUGACAACAUAAAAAUAUAGAAGGUUAAAGGCAAUGACCAUUAGGAACUUAAACACUCUUAAAGACAGCACCCCUUCCAUUUUUUGGGGGGAUGGCCUUUAAAAAAUUGCCACAUAAAGAGUAAAGGAAAUAAUUACAACUAGGAACUGAACCCCCCCCCCCCCAAAAAAAAAGGGGGGAAGAAAAAUCCUUUACACUUCAGCGUAUUAAUUUAAAACCUAAAACAUUCUGGUUUGAUAUAAGAUCAUUUUCGGUGCCCAAUUAAUUAACUUUUUAUUUAUCUCCUUCUACACAGUCUUUGUUCAUUUCAGUUCCUACUCUGACUUUCUUACAUCACUUUUUGCACUUUUGAGCUUUGCCAUACCUUCUUGUUUUGUUUCCUCUCUCCCCCUCUUUUUCUCCCUCUCUAAGUACAUUUUUCUUUGCUAUUUUAAUUAAUUAUUAUCUAGCAACAAUUAUUCCAUUUUGAAUGCUUACACCUACACUGAAAUAUAAUACCAUGACAUUUAUUGUUUUCUUCAUAAUCUUUUAAACUCCAAUUUGGCUACACUCUGUCCUGAAAAAUACUAUUAGCUAUAUUUAAUGUCUAGUUUAAAGAAUUGAAGAAAUGCCAGGCUAUCAUGAUAUCAUAUUUUGGUAAAGGUGCAUCAAAUUCGUAGUUGCAGCAUUCAGAAUGGAAUAACUGCUGCUUGAAAAAAAAAUGGAUUUAGUUGUUUUCCGAAAAUCCUCUGAAAAUUUUAGUCAUAUCACUGAGUUUUCCCAUUCCUGCAGUUACCACUAUCUGAAAGGGAUAUGACUAGAAUAUAAUUAUAUGUAGAGAAAUAAAAGUCACCAUUUGCUCAAUGAACAGUGAAUAAGUUCGUCUUUACUCCAAUGGAAAAUUAUUUGCAUUUUUUGUGACAGUCAGAUCUUGCAUCCAACAAUUUUGCUCCUGAAACAUAAUAUUCAUUUUUUGACAAUAGGAGAUGUAGGAUGUAAAAAGCAGGGGCUGUCACAGAAAUAUACUGAAAAAAUUAAAUGAAAGAAAAUAGAAGGC
Messenger RNA from Lytechinus pictus (painted urchin), 4770 nucleotides. RefSeq names its product major facilitator superfamily domain-containing protein 6-like. The record is from RefSeq and is a predicted model, not a curated record. Lineage: Eukaryota; Metazoa; Echinodermata; Echinoidea; Temnopleuroida; Toxopneustidae. Gene Ontology annotation, molecular function: transmembrane transporter activity. The transcript is spliced from 4 exons. Bases 479 to 2014 code for a protein of 511 amino acids. Gene Ontology annotation, cellular component: membrane.